Messenger RNA from Aspergillus melleus, 975 nucleotides. Its product is annotated as NifU family protein. The transcript is spliced from 3 exons. The coding region runs from base 1 to 975 and encodes 324 amino acids. Lineage: Eukaryota; Fungi; Ascomycota; Eurotiomycetes; Eurotiales; Aspergillaceae. Gene Ontology annotation, cellular component: mitochondrion. The record is from RefSeq and is a predicted model, not a curated record. Gene Ontology annotation, molecular function: iron-sulfur cluster binding; iron ion binding. Gene Ontology annotation, biological process: iron-sulfur cluster assembly.
AUGUCGGUCAGCUCAACAUCUGGAGCCAUGCUCCGACGAACGAUCUUCAGCGUCAGGUCCGCGGCGCGACCAUUGGGCGCGGCCGAACAGACGGCCCGGUCCAGCGUGUUUGGAUCUUACAGAAAUGUCCAUCGGUCUGCUCGUCUGCCCGCCAUCACAGCCUCUGAGGCUCGUCAUAGGCCGUCUUUGCGGCCUCACCAGCAAUCCUCGCGGGUGAAUGGAUUGUCGCCGAAUAGCAAGCGAUCGAUUUUUAUUCAGACGGAGAACACGCCGAAUCCCGAUGCUUUGAAGUUCAUCCCCAACCACCGCGUCCUGCCCGAAGACUUCCCCACCUCGUUCCUCGAGUACCUCUCUCCUCGCUCCACGCUCGCUCCUCCGCACCCCUCGCCGCUGGCCGCGAACCUCAUGAACGUCGACGGCAUCACCUCGGUCUUCUACGGCCCUGAAUUCAUCACAGUGACCAAGGCCAGCGACGCCAACUGGGCGCACAUCAAGCCGGAGGUUUUCAGCCUCAUCACGCAAACCGUCACUUCCGGCGAGGCGAUCGUCAACACCGUGGCCAAGACCGGCGAGCAGGCGCAGGAAGGUGGCGAGGAGGACUCGCUCAGCUAUAACGAAGAUGACGAGGAGGUCAUCAGCAUGAUCAAGGAGCUCUUGGAGACGAGGAUUCGUCCCGCCAUUCAGGAGGACGGUGGCGAUAUUGACUUCCGUGGGUUCGAGAAUGGUAUCGUUAUGUUGAAGUUGCGCGGUGCUUGUCGGACUUGCGAUUCUAGCACGGUUACGUUGAAGAAUGGUAUUGAGUCGAUGCUGAUGCAUUAUAUCGAGGAAGUUCAGGGAGUCGAGCAGGUUAUGGACGAGGAGGAAGAGAUUUCCAUGCAUGAGUUCGCCAAGUUCGAAGAGAAGCUGCGCCAACAGAAGGGUCCCCAAGCCACUGCUUCUACGGGAGGCAAGGGAACUCUGGACUCAGCUGCUUAA